Molecule: messenger RNA, 5567 nt
Organism: [Torrubiella] hemipterigena
Lineage: Eukaryota; Fungi; Ascomycota; Sordariomycetes; Hypocreales; Clavicipitaceae
Source: the annotation of a GenBank genome assembly
GUCGAUCCAACGUGGGCUGGCCAGCAAAGCGCAGAAAAAAAAAGUGGCAGCAGCGGGCUUUUCUCUUCUUCUUCCUCCCCUUCUAUCAUCACCACACAGCCCAACAACCCGCAAUAAUGGCUUCUAUUUCGCAGGUUGACCUGCCUCUUCCCGGUCUCCCCGACGGCUGGACUGCCGACAAGGACUUCAAGGCCAUUGGCCAGCUUUCCGGCGCCACUCAGCGCACCAUCGAGCCUGUUGGCCCUCACUUCCUCGCCCACGCCCGCCGUGCCCGUCACAAGCGUACCUUUUCCGAGGAUGACCGUAUCCAGGCCCAGGAGAGCGCCAAGAAGAUCGAGGAUGCCGAGGACAGCGAGAUGAGCGAGCCCGAGGACGCCAUGAUGCUUCAGCGUGAGGCUAAGGACUGGAAGACCCAGGACCACUACAAGAUUCUUGGUCUUUCCAAGUACCGCUGGAAGGCUACCGAGGACCAGAUCAAGAAGGCUCACCGCAAGAAGGUCCUCAAGCACCACCCCGACAAGAAGGCUGCUUCCGGCAAGACCGAGGACGACCAGUUCUUCAAGUGUAUCCAGAAGGCCAACGAGGUUCUCAUGGACCCUACCAGACGCCGCCAGUACGACUCCGUCGAUGAGGAGGCCGAUGUCGAGCCCCCCACGAAGAAGCAGGUCCAGAACGGCGACUACUACAAGCUGUGGUCCCGCGUCUUCAAGUCCGAGGGCCGCUUCUCUAAGACCCAGCCCGUCCCUACCUUUGGCAAUGCUGAGGCUUCCAAGGAACACGUUGAGGAAUUCUACAACUUCUUCUACAACUUCGACUCGUGGCGUUCGUUUGAGUACCUCGAUGAGGAUGUCCCUGAUGACGGUGAGAGCCGUGACCACAAGCGUCACGUCGAGCGCAAGAACCAGAACUCCCGCAAGAAGAAGAAGGCCGAGGACAACGCCCGUCUCCGCAAGAUCCUUGACGAGGCUUCUGCCGGCGAUGAGCGUAUCAAGCGUUUCCGUCAGGAAGCCAACGCCUCCAAGAACAAGAAGCGUCUUGAAAAGGAGGCCGCUGAGAAGGCUGCCAUUGAGGAGGCUGCUGCCAAGAAGGCUGCUGAGGAGCAGGCCGCUAAGGAGGCCGAAGCUGCUGCCAAGGCUGACCGCGAGACCGCAAAGAAGGCCAAGGAGGCUGCUAAGAACGCUGUCAAGAAGAACAAGCGUGUCCUUAAGGGCUCCGUCAAGGACGCCAACUACUUCGCCACUGGCGGCGAUGCCUCUGCUGCUCAGAUCGAUGCUGUCCUCGGUGAUGUCGAGCUUGUUCAGGGCAAGAUUGACCCUGAUGAGAUUGCCGCUCUUGCUGGCAAGCUCAACGGCCUGACUGUUGCUGAUGAGAUCAAGGGUGUCUGGACCGCCGAGGUCAAGAGACUCGUCGAUGCUGGCAAGCUCAAGGAGGGCGAGACCAAGAACUUCUAAGCGCGAGCUUAAAAGCAGGGACAGCCGUAUCCAACUCCCCCAAAUGGCACUAUUGAUCUACGACUAGCCAGGCGGUGUUGUCUUUGGAAAACGCAUAAUACAGAAAAGUUACAUGUGUCUCAUGACCUUUGUUAUUUAGAAGGACUCUUAAAAUAGCGGAGAUAGAUAAAACUAAAGAAUUCCAAUACAUUUGGUCUAUUUAAGUUGAGAUGUUCAUCAUCCCGGGAAUUAUGUACAUAGAAAUAUAUGAGUGGAACGAUGCAACGGAUAUUAAAAAUGACAUGGAAGAGAUGCUUAUGCCUCCUUGUCUAGCGACUGGCCCAGCACCAUCUCAUAAUACAUGCCCUUGCGGGCCACCAACUCCUCAUGUGUACCUCGCUCGAUAAUCUUGCCCUUGGCAAACACGGCAAUCAGGUCUGCGUCACGGAUAGUGCUGAGUCUAUGGGCCACGGCAAUCGUUGUUCGCCCAGCAGCAGCGCGAUCCAGCGCCUCCUUGACAACCUUUUCUGAUUCUGUAUCGAGAGCACUGGUCGCUUCGUCAAGCAACAAAAGGCGCGGCUUACGGAUCAGGGCACGAGCAAUGGCAAUACGCUGGCGCUGGCCACCGGAUAGCGACAGACCUUGGCUGCCACAGGCAGUGUUGAGACCCUCGGGCAGUGAAGAAACAAAGUCCCAGACAUUGGCCUGCUUGCAGGCGUCAAUGAUGUCCUCUUCGGACGGCUCGCCGUUCUCUACUCCAAGAGCAAUGUUUUCACGGAUAGAGCCCUGAUAGAGGACGGGUUCUUGCUGCACUAGGGCCACUUCUCUGCGGUACUCGCAGCGGUCGUAUGCCUGCACGUCUUUAUCGUCGACGCGGAUCUGGCCAGUGGUUGGGUCGUAGAAGCGCUGCAAAAGAGCAAUCAUGGUCGACUUGCCGCAGCCAGAAGCGCCGACAAACGCAACCAUCUUGCCGGGCUUAAUGUCCACAUCGAUGCCGCGGAGAACCUUAAGGUUGGGUCGCUGGGCGUAUGAGAAGGUAACCUCGUCGCAUGAGACGUGGGCUCCCUUGGUGGGCUCGUCAGACUCUUCGGUGUCUGGCUUGGCGGGAGGGUCUAGAAGAAUGUGUGUCUUGCGCACAGAGAAGAUGUAGUUGAUGGCGGCACGAGCCUUUGUAAGACUCGUUGUAAACUGGAAGAAGAGCGCGGCAGCCUCUCCCGAGAAGAUGAUUGAGACGAAGACGAUGUAGAACUGCACGGUGGAGUACUCGCCAAAAGAGACAAGGCGGCCACCGUACCAGAAGCCCAAGCCCAUGACGAGGAAGGAGAUAGACUGACUCAGCGAGUAGAAGAACAUCUUCCAGCCAAGACUUCCAAUGGCGUGUGUUGCAAUGUCUUGCAGAGCGUCAGAGUAGCGCUGGAUGAUAACUCGCUCCAGAGCGAGCGAGGAGACGGUGCGGAUUGCCAUGACGGCCUCGGACGCGAGAGAGCUGCUCUGUGAGAAGCGCACGGCGGUGUCCUCUUCAAAGCUGAAUUCAAGACGAAUACGGACGUAACCAGAAAGCACGAGCAAUGGGAGACCGCCAAGACUAAGAACAAGACCGAGCUUCCAUCCAACAGCGAUGGCGAGGACGACACUUGCAAAGAGGUUGACAAUGGUGAUGAUGAUGAUGCCAAGGUUCAUGGCGAGGAGCUCCUGGAUGCUGGUGGGCUCUGAAGAGAGUCGGGAAACAAGAGCACCGGUGCCGUUGCCUGGCUUAUCGAAGAAUGUCAUGUCCUGGCGCAAGAUGUUGUCGAAUGUGUCGCCACGGUACACCUGCAUGACGGUCUGAGCCAUGUUGUUGGAGUGCCAGCCAAGGACGGCGUACGCGAUCAGGUUUCCAAUGGCGACAAUGAAGAACAUGAGAGCAAAGAAGUUGACCUUGGGGACAUCCAGCUUCUCAAACGCCUCCAUUGUUUUGGCAAAUAGGAUGGCCAGCGCGGGAUAGGUAACACCACCGGCAAUGGAGCCAAGGAGUGUCCAGGACGCAGGCACCCAGAGACUUCUCUGCUCUUUGAAGAUUUUGGCCAGACCGUGAACGAGACCGUAAUUGGUGGAUUCGUCGGCAAUGAUGACGGCGGCACUGGGCGAGGCAGAAGCUUCCGUAGCAAUGACGUCGAGGUUAUGACCGAUCUUUUCUCCCUCGGUAUCGCUUUCAACAGACUCGCCCUUCUUACCGAGAUCUUGUGCAGAAACCAGCUUGGCAUAUUUGCCGUCCAAUGCAACGAGUUCCGAGUGUGUGCCUUGCUCGGCAACCUCGCCCUUGCUGACAACAAUGAUGUUGUCGGCAUCGCGAAUGGUCGACAGACGGUGGGCAAUGACAAUCAUGGUUCGGCCCUUGGCGACGUUGUUGAGGGCCUUUUGGACAACUUUUUCGGCAUUAGGAUCGAGUGCGCUGGUGGCUUCAUCGAGGAGGAGGACUUUGGGGUUGGAGAUGAUGCUGCGUGCAAUGACGAUUCGCUGCUUCUGACCACCGCUGAGGGAUGCGCCGCGUUCGCCAAUGUGUGUGUCGUAACCCUAGAGGUUGUUAGCUUGAGUCUUCUUUGGUUUGCAGAGAGGCUGUACUUACGUUGGGCAAAUCUUGGAUGAAUUCAUGAGCAAAGGCAGACUUGCAGGCCUCAUACACGAAAUUGCGCUUCUCGUCUUCCGGAAGCUCAUCCAUGGCGGUUCCGGCCAGUCCAUCAGCAACAUUCUGAUAAAUGGUUCCGCUAAACAAUGUUGGUUCCUGCUGGACAAGUCUGAUGUUGGUUCGAAGCCACUGGAGAUUGAGAGAUUCCAGCUCGUGGCCAUCGAGAGUAAUAGAACCAGCCAUUUUGGGGUACCAUCGCUCCAGCAUGCCAAAUACCGUACUCUUUCCAGAACCACUGGCACCCACAAGCGCUGUUGUCUUUUCGGACGGGAUGUCGAUGCUAAAGUCCUGCAAGAUGGUGACGUCGGGUCGAGAAGGGUAGGCAAACUUGACAUUUCGGAGCUUGAUAUCGCCGGUGAAGUUUUCAAUAGUCUGUCCUUUGUCGGAAAGCGAGUCAACUGCAGACUUUCUAUCGAUGACGGCAAACAAGUCUUGCGCAGCCGCAGUGGCCUUGGAGAUGGCAACGAACUGGGGAGUAACGGCAGUCAAAGACUGAGCGGCGACUAGGAUGGCGAAGAUGACACUAAACAGGGCUUGUUAGAUGAUAUUCAGAGAUUGUUUUUGGAAUUGAAUACUUACGUGACAACGGUUCCUGGGUUUGGGAUCUCGCCCGAAGUGUACAUGCGCAUGCCUUGCCAGAAAGCCAAGCCGUAGCCGGCAAAGACGCAGAAGAAUUCGGUGGGGAAUAGGAUAGCGUAGAGGAGAGACUUCUUGUCACCAAUACGGCGAGCUUCGGCCAGGGUGUUGUUGAAUCGCGAGGAUAGCUUGGGGAAAGCCCAGAAGGCAUGGGCAGUGCGAAUGCUGGAGAAGGCCUCUUCGGCAAUGGUUCCAGCCUUGCUGUAAAUCUCAAACAUUUCAUAUUCGUACACUGUGUCGUAGAUGACGCAGACAAUGGUGACGGCGAGGUUGACGGGGACAAUGGCAAUAAUGAUGAGGGUCAGCUUCCACUGGACGACAAAGGCAACAAUGAAGGCAGCGAAGAAGGUGGACAUGGACAUGAUGAUGAUGCCAAACUUUUCCGAGAUGCCGUUGCUAAUGAGGUUACCAUUGGUGGUAAUCUGACUCGAGACGGAGGUGGUUGGGUUGUCGAAGAAGGGAAUGUCCUGGCGCAGAGUGCUGCGGACAAAGUCGACGCGCAGGCGCUUGACAGCGCGGAUUCCGGUGAUGUUGAUGAGCACCGACCAGAUGUAUACCAGAGCGAACUUGCCGAUGAAAAGAUAGACAAAGUAUAGACUGUUGCGCAUGUUAGAGCGGCCGGUCAGUAUUGGCGCCAUGGGCAUGGUAGAUGACUUACGUGAAGUGGUUGAUUUGCGAGCGGUACACUUCCGCAGCAUUCUCGGUUCCAGAUCUGGCAAAGUCGGUAAAGACGUUGACGAACUCGCCAAAGACGACGUCCAUCAGCGGAAGAACAACGCCUGCGCCAAUCAUACACAAGAUGGCAAUGACAUUUAGCACCCAGCCCAGGGCGUCAU